This is a messenger RNA of Cladocopium goreaui, 621 nucleotides long. Lineage: Eukaryota; Dinophyceae; Suessiales; Symbiodiniaceae. The record is from the annotation of a GenBank genome assembly.
AUGGCCACUGUUACUGAGGACAUUCAGCAUCAAUCCUCCGGUAGCUCUGUCGAACGCAACCGCGAGCCAGCAAUGGGCGGCUAUGGCUCCAAUCCAGACGAGUGCAUCAAGCUGCAGGCACCAGUGCAGUUGGCUCCUGGCGAGAUCAAAUCCUUCAUGAGCGAAGCUGGUUGCGCAUCCGUAUAUCUCAAGGGCACAGAGCAUGGAAUGCCCGUGAUGUUUUUGAAGGCCGAAGAUGUGGAAAUCACCGAGGAGGCCUUGCAGAGUUCUCUGCGCGCCAUGUCUGCCGUGCUUCAGGAAAAGGUGGACUUUGCCAUCUGCUACGACUUGCGGAACAUGAGGAGACCUUCAAUGAGUGACACUCGUGCUGCCAUCAGCUGGAUGAAUGAGGAGGAGAAUAGCGAUCUUUUGGCAAAGCACGCCAUGAUCACCUGUGUGAUGGUUGGUGAUACAUGGGCUGGUAUGGCGAUCAGCGGAGGAGUGAAGCUCAUUAAGAAGCUGUGCUCGCCAGCCAAACCCACCUUUGUCGUGUACACGGAGGAAGAACGCGAUGACUUUUUGAAAGAAGCGAUCUUGAAACACCUCUCCAAGUGUGACAGCAGGUCCACUGCUGAGGAUUAA